This is a messenger RNA of Linum trigynum, 1691 nucleotides long. NCBI's taxonomy places the organism in Eukaryota, Viridiplantae, Streptophyta, Magnoliopsida, Malpighiales, Linaceae. The record is from the annotation of a GenBank genome assembly.
UGAAGAUCUUAAUUGAAUUUGUACCGAGGUUACUUGCAUGGGUGGCAAGAGGAGAGUUGAUCAUAUGGUGUACCGAUAUCCAAACAGACAAUGCGGGGCGUUGUGGCAUGAGGAAUUCCUCAUAACCACUCAGGCGUAAGUAGAUUCCAUGGUUGAAUUUUUAAUCACCAAUAAUAUAAAGCAGAGAUGUUCGUUUACACCGAGCUGAUUGAAGGUGAUGGAGGUCAUUUAGGAGAAGGCCAAACAUCUGGUAUCCACGGUGGAUGGAGAUUAUAUGAAGAUUAUCCCUACCAAAGCUACCAUGAUCGUCAUCCCUACAAUGACUAUCAAGAAGGAGGUGGAGGCCAUUAUCAAUCCUUUCCAUCAUUCGAACAAGCCCAAUGGUACCAUGACAACCAACAAGAAGGCUAACAGUACCAACCCGAGUAUGACUUUCAUGCAAGCAGUGGUAGUUAUCGCAACUACCAUUACGGAGAUGAUGAGGGUGCCUUUCAUGAUCUGGAUCAGAUGGAAGAUACCCUGCAAGGACCAAUCAGCGAUCUUGAGGAUGAACAAGAAGGACCACUCAGUGCCGACAACUUCGACCCUCUUGAACGUGCUGAUGAUUCAGGCCAUGACUCAGACUCAAAUGAUGAUGAGGUGUCUCGUGACCGGGUACCUAUCAUGUACUACAACCACAUUCCAAAUGAAAAUUGGUAUGUUGAUGCCGACAUGGAGCUGGCGGAGGUGCCAGUAUGGGGUCCACUCACUGGGUUUACAAAGGGCCAACAAUUUGGAUCGAAGAAGGAGGUCCGAGAUGCUAUUGAAACUGAAGCAAUGACUCGGAGUUUUGACUUGCGCACAACACAUUCCGACACAAAGAGACUCAUAGUUAGAUGCCAAAAUCAACACGAGGGAUGCAAGGCUAGGGUACAGGCCAUCAAGAGCAAGAGGGUUGGGCAUUGGGUCAUAACCCAUGCAAUGAACACUCACACAUGUGUAUAAUCCAUAAGGUCCCAAGGCCAUCGACAGUUGAAAUCCAGGGUGGUUGAUGCGACUAACAAGGAUCUAAUUGAGCAACAGCCGGACCUGAAGAUUAAAGCCAUCAUCGCCGACAUUUCUAAUUGAGCAAUAACACGAUACAGAUCGCUGAGCUAGCAGGCGGUCCACCGUUAGAUCUCUCCUUCAACGUGCGGUCACGAUAAACGCCACGUGCGCACGCGGUUGAUUGGCCGCCCUAGCAGGAAACGCCCCCUCUCAAGGCGGUUUACGUUAAAACCGUCUCCCCCUGCAGCGGUUCUCAAUUAAUGGUGGUAGUUUUGGAAAUCUUGAGGUUUGGGUGGUAUUUUUUGUAAUUUUUUUUAAAUAGUUGUAUUAAUGGAAAAAUCCAAGUAACUUGUCAAUGGACCAUUUUGUAUAUCCUCAUGUCCCGUGUGAGCCUCAAUUGAGUUUGGCUACUCCUAAUUAGUAAUUUGCAUGUGGGAUGGGGCGACGAAAUGUGGGUCUCAUUCGGCAGGUGGAAUGAUUAUUCAGAACCAGGAUGGGAUGGUCAUAUUGGAUCUAGGGAUCCAGUUUGAUGUGAUUGAUGAUCCCAUGAUGGUUGAGUUUCUAGUCCUCCGAGAGGCUAUCUGGUGGUGUCUAGAGAUUGGGUUCUCGAAGACUAGGUUUGAAGGUGAUGUCAAGGUGGUCAUUGAUAAACUCAAUUGCGCUAA